AUGUGCAACUGUACCCGUCGUCUGGCGGCCGAGACAGAGCCGGUCCACAUUGGCCGGUCGUCCUCUUCUCGCGUCGCCCAACAUGUCGGCGCGACAAGCCAGGCACCUUCAGCGCCGGAAAGUGAAGGGAGUGCGUGCAAAGUAAACAUGUCGUCCGUGGCUCGUGAGGCGGGGUUCGCUGUCACUGUCGCUAGGGCGACCACUGCCUGUGCCGGUCGGUGCAGGCCUCGGGCAUGUGGACCGCGCAGGGGGCUGAGUAAAAGUCCCUCGAGAGGGCUCAGCCCAAAUCCCAACAAGCAACCAUCUGGUCCUGUGUGCUUACUUGCCUGCCCGUCUGUCAUCCUGUCCGUGUGUACGCAUGCAAAUCAGCUGCCGCCGGAUGCCGUCGACCAAUCACAUCCGGCCUCGCUGUACCGGGUGGGCAUCGGACUCGGUCCUACGGAUAUACUGUCCGCUGGUACUACCCCGGCAACCGAUCGGUCUAGCGCUGGGUGGCAACCGGCCGAGGACAGGCGAGACAGUCGGCCAGGCUUGAAGAUCGACUACACACACAACCCUCAGCCGCCUACAGGCCCCGAGUCUUCUUCACUGAAGAGGAAUAUUUUCCCCAAAGGGACGAUUGGCCCGAAGGCCUGCAGCCCUGACAUACAGUCUGUCUAUCCCACGGGGUGGCGCUCUUCAACUGUCCAGCACCCAUUGGCCAGGUCGACCGGCCAGGUCUGGCGUGCACGCGGUUGGGGGACCAUGUUGUCUGUCGAAAGUCGUCCGCCUUCAUUCGAUUUCCACGUAGCUCGGCGUGAUCACCAACUCACACAAUCCAUCCAGAGGCAAUGA
Molecule: messenger RNA, 834 nt
Organism: Protopolystoma xenopodis
Lineage: Eukaryota; Metazoa; Platyhelminthes; Monogenea; Polystomatidea; Polystomatidae
Source: the annotation of a GenBank genome assembly